Messenger RNA from Nerophis lumbriciformis (worm pipefish), 2526 nucleotides. Lineage: Eukaryota; Metazoa; Chordata; Actinopteri; Syngnathiformes; Syngnathidae. The record is from RefSeq and is a predicted model, not a curated record.
AUGUGGGUGAAAGCUCUUUGUGUCUUUCUAGGUUUCCUGGUGCUGCAGGUGGCUGAUGGAAAGCUUGACUCUAUCUCCGAGGGAGAAGGACUACAUCUGCAUGGGGACUUCUCAAUCGCUGGACUCUUUCCUCUUCACUACACAAAUGGCCAAAGUGGUGGUUUUCCCGCUUUGCGUCCAUGUAAAGAAGGCCGACAUAACAAGCACGGUUUCCACAUGAUGCAAGCCAUGCGAUUCGCUGUGGAUGAAAUCAACAACAAGACUGGGGCACAUCAUCUGCUGCCAGAAGUCUUACUGGGCUACCAGCUGUAUGACAUUUGCUCAGUUCCGGCCAGCGUGCUGGCCACACUGGACAUACUGGCUGAUCAGUACCGUGGUCCUUCUGCAAACAUUGAACCCCUCCUUACCAACACGACAAUAGCUGUGAUUGGGCCAGACAGCAGCAGCAAAACAUUUACUCCUGCCGCUCUACUUGGGGCCUUCCUCAUGCCACAGAUCUCCUAUGAAGCAUCAAACAAAAAGUUGAGCAACAAGGUCCUCUACCCAUCAUUUUUCCGCACAAUUCCCAGCGACAAGAAUCAGGUGCAAGCUAUAAUCCAGCUGCUGGUCCAUUUCAACUGGACAUGGAUAGCUCUGUUGGGCAGCGACAACGACUACGGCUUGGAUGGCAUGCAGAGCCUUUCUCGCCUGGCCCCAGAACACGGCAUCUGUGUGGCCUACCAAGGAAUUAUCCCGGCCUACAGUGGCGAGACGGCCGACUUGAUGUGGAGCAUGGUGGAAGGCAUACUCAGGGCUAAGGUCAACACCAUUGUACUCUUCUCCAGUAAGUCGAAACUCAGCGGCUUCUUCCCGUUUGUCGUCAAAAGCAACAUGACAGAUAAGGUCUGGAUAGGCACAGAAGACUGGUCAUCGGCCACGCUCAUAUCCGAGAUCCCUGGGAUCCAUACUGUCGGCACCGUGAUCGGGGUGUCCGUGAAAAACGCAGCCAUAAGAGGCUUCGUGGAGUUUGAAAAGAAAGUCACAGAGGCUUCACUGCAUCACUCCCAUGCCCAGUCGAGUUCAGGGGUCAGCAGCAGUGUUUGCCUGCAUAGCACCGACGUGUACAGUUUGGCCAAAAACAACUUCACAUUGGAGAAGUAUGACAUUACCUCCUCCUUCAAUGUGUACAAGGCAGUGUAUGCUGUGGCACACUCUCUGCAUCGAGCUCUUCAUUGUGACUCUGGACAGUGCCAGAAAAGGAGGAUGAAUCCUUGGCAGCUCCUGACCGUGCUCAAGCACACCAGAUUCUCUCUGGGAAACACCUCUAUGUACUUUGAUGUGAACGGAGACCCUCCAACUGGAUACGACAUAGUGACUUGGAUUUGGAAAGGCACGGAUUGGUCCCUCCGAGUGGUGGGCUCCUUUAGUCCGGAUCCACUUUGGCUUAAACUAGAUGAAGAGGCUAUCGAGUGGCAGAGCAUGGGAAACACAUCCAGAUCUGUGCCCCUGUCCAUCUGUUCUCCUCCCUGCCCAAGAGGCCACAGGAGGUUGAUGAGAGGACAACAUGCUUGCUGCUUCGACUGUCAGGCCUGUCCUGCUGGCACUUUUCUCUAUCAAAGUGAAUCGACUGAAUGCCGGGCGUGUCCACAAGAAAUGUGGGCUCCUGUGAGCAGUGAGCAGUGUCGCGACCGGAGAGUCCUGCUUCUGGCCUGGGAUGCCCCGCUCUCUCUGGCGCUGCUUUUUUUCCUGGCCUGCUGCCUGCUGCUGACCUCGGGCUUUGCUGCCGUCCUCCUGACGCAUCUCCGCACACCGGUGGCCAAGUCGGCCGGGGGCCGCACUUGCCUGCUAAUGCUGGCGGCCCUGACCACCGCCGCCUGCAGCUCUCUGUGCCAUUUCGGCCACCCAUCCCACCUGUCCUGCAUCCUCAAGCGGCCUCUGUUUAUAUUCAGUUUCAGCGUGUGUCUGGCCUGCAUCAGUGUGCGCUCCAUGCAAGUGGUCUGCAUUUUUAAGCUGGCCUCCAAGCUCCCACCAGCCUAUGACAAGUGGGCCAAGAAAAAGGGACCUGAGGUGACCAUUUUCAUCUUGUCCACCAUUUCUUUUCUCGUUUCCGUAACCUGCGUGGGCCUUGACCCACCUGAGCCGUCUCAAGAUUUGGAUUUCUACGAGGACGGCAUUGUCCUGGAGUGCAGCAGCACUCUCUCGUACGGCGCGGGCGUAGAGCUGGCGUACUUGUCGCUCCUCAGCCUGGUCUGCUUCUCGUUUAGCUACGUAGGGAAAGACCUACCUGCCAACUACAACGAGGCCAAGUGUGUCACCUUCAGUCUCAUGGUUUACCUGGUCUCCUGGAUCAGCUUUUUCACCCUCUAUUUGGUCAGUAGAGACUCCUUCACAAUGGCUGCGCACGUCUUUGCUAUUCUCUCGAGUGUUCUGGCCGUCCUGGCCGGCUACUUCCUGCCCAAAAUGUACAUCAUGUUACUGAGGCCGCAAAUGAACACUACUGCUCAUUUCCAAAACUGCAUUCAGAUGUACACCAUGAGCAAACAGUGA